This is a messenger RNA of Diceros bicornis minor, 1500 nucleotides long. It is a transcript of the gene DOK6, whose product is annotated as docking protein 6. Gene Ontology annotation, biological process: cell surface receptor protein tyrosine kinase signaling pathway; positive regulation of MAPK cascade. Gene Ontology annotation, cellular component: cytoplasm. The transcript has 8 exons. NCBI's taxonomy places the organism in Eukaryota, Metazoa, Chordata, Mammalia, Perissodactyla, Rhinocerotidae. The record is from RefSeq and is a predicted model, not a curated record. The coding region runs from base 307 to 1302 and encodes 331 amino acids.
UGGGUGCUGCCGGGGUUGGCGGCGCGGAGGGGGCGCCCGCAGCUGGCGGCGGCGCGGGCCCGGGCGCUCGGCUCGCGGCGGGGGCGAAGGUGAGGACCGGCACGCGGAGGGCGGGCGCUGCUCGCGGCGCCGGGCCGCGUCCCCCGUCCGCGGUCGCCCUGUCACCCAGCCCGCGUCCCCGCCGCCGGGAGCUCGGGGGGACCGGGCGGCGGCGCGGCUGCUGGCGGCGGCUGGCUGGAUGCGAGACCUGCGCGGACCCGGCGGCGGACGGCGGCUCUCGACUCGGGGAAGCCGAACGCGCUGGCCAUGGCCUCCAACUUUAACGACAUAGUCAAGCAGGGCUACGUGAAAAUCCGCAGCAGGAAGCUGGGGAUUUUCCGACGAUGCUGGUUGGUUUUCAAGAAGGCUUCUAGUAAAGGACCGAGAAGGCUAGAAAAAUUUCCAGAUGAAAAGGCAGCAUAUUUCAGAAACUUUCAUAAGGUAACUGAACUGCACAACAUCAAAAAUAUAACCAGACUGCCUCGAGAGACAAAGAAGCAUGCAGUGGCAAUUAUCUUUCACGAUGAAACGUCAAAGACAUUUGCCUGUGAGUCAGAGCUGGAGGCGGAGGAGUGGUGCAAACAUCUCUGCAUGGAGUGUCUGGGGACCAGGCUGAACGACAUCAGCCUUGGGGAGCCCGAUCUCCUGGCGGCAGGAGUGCAGCGGGAACAGAAUGAGCGAUUCAAUGUGUAUCUUAUGCCUACACCAAAUCUGGAUAUUUAUGGCGAAUGCACAAUGCAGAUCACUCAUGAGAAUAUCUAUCUCUGGGAUAUCCACAAUGCCAAAGUCAAACUGGUGAUGUGGCCUCUCAGCUCGCUGAGGAGAUACGGGCGGGACUCAACGUGGUUCACGUUUGAGUCAGGAAGAAUGUGUGACACAGGAGAAGGACUAUUCACUUUUCAAACAAGGGAAGGAGAAAUGAUCUAUCAGAAGGUCCAUUCUGCGACACUGGCCAUAGCUGAGCAACAUGAAAGAUUAAUGCUAGAAAUGGAGCAGAAGGCCCGGCUUCAGACAAGUUUGACUGAACCAAUGACAUUAUCCAAGUCAAUAUCUCUUCCUCGUAGUGCAUACUGGCACCACAUCACUCGUCAGAACAGCGUUGGAGAAAUCUACGGUUUGCAAGGUCAUGGGUUUGGUUCAUCGAAGAUGUCGCGUGCACAGACAUUUCCCAGCUACACCUCGGAGCAGAGCGAAGAGACUCAGCAGUCCUUGUCUCGGUCAAGCAGCUAUGGAUUCAGCUACAGCUCCAGCCUCAUUCAAUGACACACAGAGAGCCACUGCUGACCAGAAAGACUGUCUGUCCCAGACCUGCUUGGAGGGUCAUUGUACCCUCUGCCUCCUGGAAGACCAAUUGCAGUAAAAAUUGAAAUGGGUCGAGUCUAGCCCCAAUCCCAGUAGAAGGUUAAAAACUGGAGUUCUGCUUCCUUGAUUCUGUGGCUAAGUCCUUUAUUUAUUGAAUUC